AUGGCCGAAGACGCCACAGCAUCGUCCGCCAUAUCGCCCAACAAGCUGGCACAGAAAAUCUCCACAGCGCAGCUCACGGAUGCCAAGAUCAUGGGGUUCCCGCAGUUCACGCCGGCGCAUCGCUCGCUCAUGGCCAAACACCUGUCGAUCGAGAUCUACGCGCAACUUAAGGAGGUCAAAACCUCCACGGGUUACACUCUGGAUCGCGCAAUCCAAACGGGCGUGGAUAACCCCCACCUUGGUGUGGGUGUAACCGCUGGUGAUGAAGAGUGCUACGAGCUCUUCAAGCCUCUAUUCGACCCCGUAAUUGAAGGCUGGCAUGGGUACAAACCCGACGACCACCAUAAAUGCGACAUGGAUCCAUCCCAUGUGACGAACGGAAAGUUACCGGACGAGUUCAUCAUCUCCACGCGUAUCCGCGCUGGUCGUAACAUUCGUGGCAUGCCGUUGCCGCCUGCUACGUCGCGUGCGCACCGCAAGGACGUCAUGAACUUGUUGCAGUCCGCUCUGGGCGAUAUGAGCGGCGAUUUGAGCGGCAAGUUCUAUAAACUGUCGGAAAUGUCGCCCGAGGACGAGCAGCAGCUCAUCACGGACCACUUCCUGUUCCAAAAACCUGGUGGGGGUACACUUCUCGAAGCUGCGGGUGCUGCGAGAGACUGGCCGUCGGCUCGUGGCAUCUUCCAUAAUAACGACAAGACGUUCUUGGUCUGGUGCAACGAGGAAGACCACAUGCGCGUCAUCUCGAUGCAAGACGGAGGUGACGUCGGGGCCGUGUUCGAGCGUUUCUGUCGUGCUAUCAAGAGCGUGGAAGAGAGUAUCAAGGCCAAGGGGAAAGAGUUCAUGUACAACGAACAUUUGGGCUUUAUCGGCACGUGCCCCUCGAAUUUGGGUACAGGGUUACGCGCCAGUGUCAUGGUCAAGUUACCCAAAUUGACAGAAGAUGUAGCCCGCUUCGAAAAAAUCUGCUCGUUGCUGCACUUGCAGCCACGUGGUACGGCCGGGGAACACUCCGCAUCCGUCGGAGGGGUGUACGAUGUCAGUAACAAGCAGCGCAUCGGCCACUCCGAGGCGGAGUUGGUGCAGACGAUGAUCAACGGCAUCACGCUGCUCAUUGCCAUGGAGCAGAAGCUGGUGGCCGGGGAGUCAAUUGACGCUCUGAUCCCCACGGAACCGGCUGCCCCCGUUGUCAUUGAUGCGGGGCCGCCACUAGUAGCGUCGACGACGAGCACUGCAGUGUUACCGUCGCAAGAAGACAACUACCCCGUCUUUACUGCCAAGCACCGUAGCUUGAUGGCCAAAAACUUGACUAAGGAACUGUAUGACAAGUUGAAGGACAAACAUUCCAGCAAGGGCUACACCCUGGAUAUGGCAAUCCAAACCGGUAUCGAUAACCCUCACCUCGGUGUGGGUGUGGUAGCAGGUGACGAGGAAUGUUACGACGUCUUCAAAGAGCUCUACGACCCUGUGAUCGAAGGCUGGCACGGCUUCAAGUCGGAGGACAAGCACCACACUGACAUGGACGUGUCGAAACUUGUCAACGCCGACAAGAUCGACAACGCCUAUGUGCAGUCCACUCGCGUGCGUGCGGGUCGUAACAUUCGCGGUCUCAGUUUACCGCCUGGGACAACGCGUGCAGAGCGUCUAGAGGUGGAGAACCUCAUUGCCACGGGGUUGUCCACCUUAACCGACGAGCUCAAGGGCAAGUAUUACCCACUCAGUAACAUGACGAAGGAGGAGGAAGAUCAGCUCCAGAAAGACCACUUCUUGUUCCAAAAACCCGGUGGCGGCACUUUACUUACCGGUGCCGGAGCGGCACGUGACUGGCCCAGUGGACGUGGCAUCUUCCACAACGACCAGAAGACGUUCCUGGUGUGGUCCAAUGAAGAAGAUCACAUGCGUGUCAUCUCGAUGCAAAGUGACGGUAACAUUGUCGAAGUGUUUACACGCUGGGUCAAGGCUGUGACGGCUGUGGAGGAGAGCAUCAAGGCCAACGGGUAUGGCUUCAUGCACAACGACCACCUUGGGUUCCUCGGAACUUGUCCGUCCAACUUGGGCACGGGACUACGUGCGAGUAUGUUCGUCAAGCUCGAGAAGUUGGGGGCUGACCCACACGCCCUCGAGGCGGUGUGCGCUCCUCUGGGCUUGCAACCGCGUGGCUCGGCUGGUGAACACUCGGCUGCUGUUGGUGGCAUGUGGGAUAUCUCCAACAAGGCUCGUAUCGGCAAGUCGGAAGUGGAGCUCGUGCAGACGAUGAUUGACGGAGUGGGCAAGCUUAUUGAGCUGGAGAAGGAGCUGGAAGGAGGUAAGAGCUAUGCGGACGUGCUGGCCUCGGUGGGGGUCACUCAGAGUGCACACUGAAGCCGUCUGUUGUACACUGAAGGAGCAGCGUCAACCUAUGGAACAAUAACCAGCCACUCGGUGGGGUUAACCCUUUUUUAUAUUUUUAAUUUGAAGCGAUUUAAGUC
Molecule: messenger RNA, 2465 nt
Organism: Phytophthora infestans T30-4
Lineage: Eukaryota; Oomycota; Peronosporomycetes; Peronosporales; Peronosporaceae
Product: creatine kinase, mitochondrial precursor
Exons: 1
Coding region: 1-2358 (785 amino acids)
Biological process (GO): phosphocreatine biosynthetic process
Molecular function (GO): creatine kinase activity
Source: RefSeq, a predicted model, not a curated record